AUGAUAGGAACUGCGGAGUUUACUGGAUACAAAUGGGCGGGCCUGUCGUCCUUCCCAGAAGGCUCGUUUUGGCAUCUUCGUGCGCAGGCGUUUCUCUCAUCUGUGAACUGGGAAGCUCUAUGUGACUACGCAUCCAGCCUUCAUCACGGCGAACGAUGUUCCGUUAAGCCUGAAAUUGCCUUAGGAGGGCGCCAUAUGGUUCGCAUUAUCCAAUUUGAGAAUGACUCUCGCUGGAUCGCUCGGCUCCGGAUGCCAUCUCGACCUACCGGCAAGGCUAACCAUGUCGACAACGAAGCAGCCGAUAAUCUUCUCCUGAAACGUGAAUUCGAUUGUUUACAGCUUGUGAAGGAGCGAACUGCGGUUCCUGUUCCAACGGUGUUUGGGUAUAGUAAUGAUAGCAAAAUUGGAGCACCAGUGAUCUUGAUGGAGUGUUUACCGGGAAAUGUUGGGAUUGACCUCAAUUUUGACUUCAUUCCUCCCAAGUAUAAGGACUCGUUUUUUGAGGAGAUGGCAAAGAUACAGACAGAUAUAUCAUCAAUAUUGUUUCCUAAAAUUGGGUCUAUCAUUCGACUCGAAGACGGGAGCUACGACAUUGGCCCUAUUCCAGGGCUUGGUGGACCAUUUAACACGGCAACCGAGUAUCUCAGAGCCUGGAGUGCAACAGUAAAAUUCCCGCAUACGAAAUCUUUUAUUGAAAAUAACUGUGGGGACCUUGGAGCGGAAGUUGCCCUGUCGACUGCAGAGUUUCCCCAAAGAAUCAAUGAACUGGCGGAGAGGCUCUCCGUUCGGGAUAACGGCCCAUUCCCUCUACGACAUGUAGAUUUUGGGCACAACAAUAUCCUCGUAGACGACAAAUACAAGAUAGUGGGAGUAAUAGACUGGGAACACGCAUUUGCCGCCCCCUGGGAGACUAUAGAUUUUCCACUAACGUUAAACAUGGUUCCGAAGGCGAUGGAUGCUCCGUGGAACUAUGACGACCAUGGGGUGCCUACGGACGAAGAUCUUCGUGAAAGGCUGGUUGAACGGAAAGAUUAUAUAGCUGCUGUAUGUCGGGCAGAGGGCCCCGGGCCGUCGAUACUAUCAAGUAUCUUAAGUGAUUCGAGGGUGCAGGCCCUUGCAACGGCGAUGCGGCUAUAUGCCUAUGAUGGGAAGAUGGGCUUCUAUUCCAAAGUAUUGGACUAUUCAACCAAAGCAUAG
This is a messenger RNA of Microsporum canis CBS 113480, 1197 nucleotides long. RefSeq lists its product as hypothetical. The transcript is spliced from 2 exons. Lineage: Eukaryota; Fungi; Ascomycota; Eurotiomycetes; Onygenales; Arthrodermataceae. The record is from RefSeq and is a predicted model, not a curated record. Bases 1 to 1197 code for a protein of 398 amino acids.